AUUCAGAUCUCUGCGUGUGUGGUCCAAGGGAUGGACUUUAAUCGCGGAAGCCGUAUCGUAAUGAUGUGGCGAAACGGAAUCUGACGGCCGUGCCUCUCACUCGGGGUCGUGUUUGUUGGAGGGGACGAGGUUAAAACUGCUAUCGUCGGGCUCCCCGACUGACUGAUAGGCCUGUCUGAAAAGGGGUCUCCUCACUUUGGCUCUUGAGCAGUUCUCUCACGAAUUUCCAGCCUUGACAUAAACUGAGAUGGAUAAACUGACCAUAAUUUCAGGGUGUCUCUUUCUGGCUGCGGAUAUAUUUGCCAUAGCUAGCAUUGCAAAUCCGGAUUGGAUCAACACGGGCGAGUCAGCAGGUGCCCUGACCGUGGGUCUGGUGAGGCAGUGUCAGACCAUCCAUGGGCGUGACAGGACAUGCAUCCCCCCACGGUUGCCGCCUGAGUGGGUCACCACACUCUUCUUUAUCAUCAUGGGCAUCGUCUCCCUCACAGUCACCUGCGGCCUACUGGUGGCGUCACACUGGCGCCGAGAAGCCACGAAGUAUGCACGGUGGAUCGCCUUCACGGGAAUGAUCUUAUUCUGUAUGGCGGCUCUCAUCUUCCCAAUCGGCUUCUACAUUAAUGAAGUGGGUGGCCAGCCGUACAAGCUGCCCAACAACACCGGGGUGGGCUCCUCGUACGUGCUCUUCGUGCUCUCCAUCUUCUUCACGAUAGUGGGGCUGCUCUUUGCAGGGAAAGUGUGUUUGCCCGGCUGAGGCUGCGUCUCCUCUGGGGUCAGCUGGGAUUUUGUGGUGGUUUUCAUUUUUGUUUUUUGUUUUCCCUCCUUCUUUGAAGGGGAGCAAGACGCAGAACUGCUGGGUGUGUGGGCUGGCAUGGUACACACUUGUACCGAAUAACUUGCAUAAUUGCAAUGCUGUCACUGCGAACCUGGCGGAGUCUGCUGCUCUUCACUAAAAACAACCUGUGCUUAUUUCUGAAAUGUCUUUAUUUUGCACUUUGGCGCGUUCGCCCAUGCACGUGGGACAGAGAAGGGCCUCAAACAGGAUGUCCAGACUGAGAGUUGCGGCGGAUGCCGGCGGUUACUGCAGUGCUGUAAUUCCGUCAUCCUGCGUUACCAGAGGCUCUUCUCUUCAGGACCUGUGAGUGGAUUCGAGCGCUAACACGCCUCAUGUUUUUUGGGUUUACUUUUUUGUUCCCGGUUGAGGAGUACCAAUCACUUCCUGUCCUGUCACUCCAGCUCUGUAGAGUUUUCCAGGGUUUUGUUGCCCCCUGUUUUUCUGGAGCGAAAGGACUGUCUGCUGGUGGAAGGCUGAGGCAUGAGAGACCCCUGAGUCUGGGAGCACUGCCCAGCAGGACCAGGGGACACUCGGGCUGAAAGCAGAACCACAGCACCUCCCCCUCGGUCUGCUGUACUGGGCUCAGUGGAGAGGCCCUAGCCUGAGACUGGCCUGAGAGCACUGCCUGGGGACACAGAUGCUGGGCUGCUCUUAAGAAGAGAGAAAAUGGAACAGUUCGUGGAUAGACGAAAACUAAGUGGAAACACAAAUUUUGAUAAACACUACAGAAGAGACGAGCACUAGGACUGCCGGUCAGGACCCUGUGAGGCGGUGCCUCACUGUGCUACAUUUCCUGUCUGAGAAAACAUCUCCAUGCGCGCGCACGCGCCCGCACACACACGUUUAUGGACACACCUCUGGAUCUGGUGACCAAAACUGACUCCUACCAGCCCUCUGUGCACAUUGGGCUCCAUCAGCUCAGUCUUAGAGAAAAUGAGAGGGUGGGGGGGAGAGAGAAAGAGAAAGAUGUGCUUUGUCCUUUAAACUGAUCACCUUUUUCUUGCCUUGAUUUGUUCUUCAGACUCUAGAUUUGGUUUGUUUCAUUUGCUAAUGUGCCAUGAAUCUGUUUUUGUUGUAUGGAUCCUAAGGGCGGGACUCUAGAGAGCACUGUGCAGCAUAGCCAUUAGUAGGUGAAGCACCACAAAUGUACAAAAAGAGAACUCCUUACCUCAUUGUUUUGUAAUUUAGAUUUUGUUCCCUUUUUCCUAGCCAUGACAAUAUGUGUCCUGUAAGUUAUGCUUUGCUUUGGUCAGAGACAUUUGCUGAAAAUGCUGUGAUCAUCGCAGUUUAUUUAUCUGACACUGAAUAACAGGAGUAAACGAAUGUCUGAGUGAGUGAAAUAUUAGUUUGGUUUGCUUUCAAGUUUUGAAGUAAUCCCUAUUUUCAAACAGUGUAACAUUUCAUAAGUGUCUAUUUACAAGGACUUGGAGCAGAAUCUGUAUUGUUUUUGAUGUCUGAUGUAUUAUCAAAUGAAGGUUAAAAUUUUUCCUAGAAAAAUUUUUUUUCAUUAAAUGUUCUUAUCAAUUCUUUCUUGAACCUGCCCCAACACCCUGAUAUAUUGACACACACAAGUCAUUUUAACAAUUGCCUUUACAUUUCACUUUAUUUAAUUUCACAACCUCUGCUGAGAGCCCUUUUGCUGGAACCAUUCACAUUGUUUUCAAAGAUGACAAAAAUAUAAAAAUGGGUUUAGCCAAACUGCUGUUUUAAGACAGGCUUAAGAGAUCAGAGCCUCCCUGUUCAGUAUUCAAGACUAAACAGCAAAGGUAUGCUUUUAUGUGUAAAGGAAGACAACACACGGCUGACUUUCCCUGCUUUGGAUUUAGGAAACCUUGUGAAAUGGGAAUUAAAUGGCUUUACAUAAAGGGUUAUUAAUAGCUGUUAUUUAUGAUAACAAAAGGGAAGAAUCAAAAUGUAUGAAUAACAGUAUUAUCUAUCAAAGGAUGUUAGGAUUCCUUGUGCACAGUUACUGUUAACAGAUUCAUAUUACUGGCAAGACAACUGUUUUACUUCUGCUUCAUUUUGUUUCGAUAUUUCACUGUACACAAUAAAAGGCAUUCCAAAGCCUUA
Molecule: messenger RNA, 2902 nt
Organism: Electrophorus electricus (electric eel)
Lineage: Eukaryota; Metazoa; Chordata; Actinopteri; Gymnotiformes; Gymnotidae
Gene: mosmoa
Product: modulator of smoothened a
Biological process (GO): negative regulation of smoothened signaling pathway
Cellular component (GO): ciliary membrane; Golgi apparatus
Source: RefSeq, a predicted model, not a curated record